This is a messenger RNA of Mustela lutreola (European mink), 963 nucleotides long. RefSeq lists its product as uncharacterized. Gene Ontology annotation, biological process: virion assembly. NCBI's taxonomy places the organism in Eukaryota, Metazoa, Chordata, Mammalia, Carnivora, Mustelidae. Gene Ontology annotation, molecular function: nucleic acid binding; zinc ion binding. The record is from RefSeq and is a predicted model, not a curated record.
AUGGGACCCCCUGAUGAAACAGGGGAACAGCCAAUGUUAUAUUGGCCAUUCUCUCCUAGUGAUUUAUACAGUUGGAGAACUCAACAUGCAAAGUUCGCUGAUAACCCAAAAGAUCUUAACGAUCUUUUGGAUACUGUUCUUUUCACCCAUCAGCCCACCUGGGAUGACGGUCAGCAGCUCCUGCAGGUUCUCUUUACCACUGAGGAAGAGCGAAUCCAGAUGGAAGCCCGGAAGUCCAUCUUGGGUAACGACAGACAGCCAACCCAGAACCCCGACCUCAUAAAUGCAGCUUUCCCCUUGUCUCGCCCCGCUUGGGACUACAACUCGGCAGAAGGUAAGGAGAGGCUCCGGGUCUACUGCCGGACUCUGAUGGCAGGUCUAAAGGCUGCAGCAUGCAAGCCUACCAAUCUGGCCAAGCUAUAUGAUGUAAAACAGGGUAAAGAUGAGAGCUCGGCAGCAUUCCUAGAAAGGAUCAUAGAGGAGUUCAGACAGUACACCCCUAUGAAUCCAGAGGCCCCAGAGACCAAAGCUGCCAUAGUUAUGGCUUCUGUUAAGCAAGCCGCUUCAGACAUUAAAAGGAAAUUACAGAAGAUAGAAAGACAAGGAGAGAAGAGCCUACACGAUCUGACAGUGGUGGCAGAAAGAUUCUACAAUAACAGAGAGACCCUGGAGGAACAACAGGCUAGGAUAAGUGACCAUCAGACCCAGAGCUUGGCUAAGAUCCUACUGGCCACGACCAUGGAUGACCCACAUGAAAAACAGAGACGUCUCAAGAAGCUGGCUUCAGGAGAAGGGAAGGGGGAUGGCACCCACCGAGAACGCCCCAAACUGAAUAGAAACCAGUGUGCUUAUUGCAGGGAAGAAGGCCACUGGGCAAGGGUCUGCCCCUGGUUAAAGGAAUCCCCCGACAAAAGACCAAAGGCCUCCACUACUAUCUUGGAGGUCAAAGAGUUAGAUGACUAG